This is a messenger RNA of Epithele typhae, 495 nucleotides long. RefSeq names its product endoplasmic reticulum protein. The record is from RefSeq and is a predicted model, not a curated record. Gene Ontology annotation, cellular component: mitochondrion. The coding region runs from base 1 to 495 and encodes 164 amino acids. The transcript is spliced from 4 exons. Gene Ontology annotation, molecular function: thiosulfate-cyanide sulfurtransferase activity. NCBI's taxonomy places the organism in Eukaryota, Fungi, Basidiomycota, Agaricomycetes, Polyporales, Epitheliaceae.
AUGCUGGACCGUCGUGCAAUAACAAGAAAACGAACGCCAGCAGGUGCAGCACCCUCGAGUGGUUCGGGAAGAGGGCCCAGGAGCGCCUGUCAGACGAGCUGGGUGAGGACAACGCUCUCACUCGAAAUGGCGGAUGGGCUCGCCCCUGUCGUGGACUUUGAUACCGUGAAGGCCAGGACAUUGGAGCCUAGUCCAGACUCGUACCUUGUCGACGUUCGCGAACCGGACGAGGUUAUCCAGGGAUCUAUUCCCUCGUCGGUCAACAUUCCCCUCACUGUCUUCAGCAACGCGUUGCAAAUGGACCCAGAGGCAUUCAAACAGCAGUUUGGCUUCGAAAAGCCACGGAAGGACCAAGAAGUCACGUUCUACUGUCGCAGCGGCAAGCGAUCCACCACCGCCUCGGACCUCGCGAUGAAGGCUGGUUAUGCAAAGUCGUUCAACUACACAGGUUCUUGGUUGGAGUGGGUCGAGAAGGAAAAGCAGGGAUCGGCUUGA